AGCUGAUUCUACUGGCUUGGGACGGUGCGCGUGCUUGAUACACCCGGACCUGCAUCAUGUCGUUGCACGAUCAGCUGCUGGCAGACCUGGAUGACCUCGAGGACGAGGAAGAUGAUUUGGAGGAGACUGAGGAGGGCGAGGCCGGCGUCGAGGGCGAGGAUGAGGAUGAUGAGGUCCAAGAGCAGGACGCCAUGGAGGUUGACCUACAACAGCUCAAGGAUGAUUCAGUCAAAAGUAUUGCCAAACUAGCUGAAGGCGCACAGUUGCGACGUAUCUUGGAACGUAUUGACCAUUAUCAGAGCAUGCCCGAACGAACUAUUGUGGGGCCUGUGGAGGAGGACGAAGAGUACAAACUGAUCGUCGAGGCCAACAACAUCACGGCUGAAAUUGACAACGAGAUUGGCGUGAUCCACAAGUUUGCCCGAGAUCACUACGCACCCCGCUUCCCCGAACUGGAGCAGCUGGUUCAGGGUUCGCUGGAUUAUGCGCGGACAGUCAAAUUGCUCGGAAACGAACUUGACGCCGGUCAGCCUGCCAUCCAUGAGACGCUGCCGCCCGCCACCGUCAUGGUUGUGAGCGUCACGGCUUCAACAACCCAAGGUGAGGAGCUGAGUGAAGAGGCUCUGGCUCGCGUUAUCGAGGCUUGCGACUUGAUGCUGCAGCUCCAGGAAUCCAAGGAAAAAAUCUAUGCCUACGUCGAGAGCAAAAUGCACUUGCUGGCUCCCAACAUUACACACAUCUGUGGCGUGUCAAUCGCGGCCAAGCUUCUGGGUAUCGCUGGCGGCUUGACUGCGCUGUCCAAAAUGCCCGCCUGCAACAUUUUGUUGCUCGGCAGCCAAAAGAAGGUGGCAACGGGCUUUUCAGCGGCCACCAAUCUUCCCCAUACCGGUCACAUCUUCUACAGUGAUGUUGUUCAAGGCCAGCCACCCGAAAGUCGGCGCAAGUGCGCCCGCCUCGUAGCCGGCAAGCUCGCCCUCGCCGCUCGCGUGGACGCCAUGCGCGAGUCCAAGAUCACGGGCGCAACUGUUGGCCUCAAGCUUCGAGAGGAGAUUGAGAAAAAGAUGGAGAAAUUUCUCGAGCCUCCGCCGGUCAAGAACGUUAAAGCUCUGCCCAAGCCCGAUGAAGCACCUCGGAAAAAGCGUGGUGGCAAGCGCUUCCGCAAGAUGCGAGACAAGUAUGCCAUGACGCGGGCGCGCAAGGCAGCCAAUCGCAUGGGCUUUGGCGAGUUGGAAGAGGAUGAGUUCCAGGAUGAGGCACAGGUGAACAAGGUUCUCAAGGAAAAGGGCUCUGUGCGAGUGACGGAACAGAAGCAAAAGGGUGGCGCCAUUUCCAAGCGCAUGCAGAAGCGGCUGCAGCAAGAGUCGGGCCUCAUGACCACGUUGCGCAACUCUUCAGUUGCCGGCACGGCCUCAGUAUCAUUCACGCCCCUGCAGGGCUUGGAGAUUGUGACAACCCAAGCGAAAAAGGCAAAGACUGACGACGGCAAGUACUUUAGUGGUGGUAUGCAGUUUGUCAAUGUUCAAAAGUGAUGGGUCACGGUGCAGGAAUUGACAGACGCUUGUCAAA
Messenger RNA from Monosiga brevicollis MX1, 1566 nucleotides. RefSeq lists its product as uncharacterized. Gene Ontology annotation, biological process: spliceosomal tri-snRNP complex assembly; mRNA splicing, via spliceosome. Gene Ontology annotation, cellular component: U4/U6 x U5 tri-snRNP complex; U4 snRNP; precatalytic spliceosome. The record is from RefSeq and is a predicted model, not a curated record. The coding region runs from base 57 to 1529 and encodes 490 amino acids. Lineage: Eukaryota; Choanoflagellata; Craspedida; Salpingoecidae. The transcript is spliced from 8 exons.